AUGACUUCGUUUGGAGCAACGAAAAUUAUAUCUGAAGGCGGUUACAUGCCAACAUUCAAAGUUCAAGGCCAAAUAUACCACAAAAUCGGUUCAUUGCUCGCAGUGCCACAACAAGAUGCGAAAUUUCUGCAAAUUUAUUUCACUGGAAAUGAUGCACUAGAAGUAGACAAGCGUUGCGCAAUUAGUUCUGGGAUCCGACGCGAAAUUAUUUCAAGCUUGCAGGCAAUGUUCCAUGAACAAAACAAUUUGAUUCGCCUUUUUAAAACAGCUCUGGAUCAAAUGCCAUCAGAUGACUAUAGUGUUGUUAUUAAAGCAGACAAAGCUCCUGCUGGUGAACAUGAAAGGCGCUUCAAUGCUCCAGUAACAGGGGAUGUUGCAAUUGUAAUAGUUGGCACCGAAUUCGAUCGACGUGACAUCAUUAUCCACCGGCGAAAUGCUAAUGUGCAGAGAGUAUCGGAAACACAUCGAUCGUAUGAUGCACUCCAAUAUCCAGUGCUGCUUCCCCAUGGAGAAGAAGGAUAUCAUUUCAACUCAGGCAAGUCGACCCCAGCACAAGUGAAGCGACGACAAAGAAAGUGUCCUGCAUGGAUUAUUAUGCAAACCGCAUUAUGA
This is a messenger RNA of Rhagoletis pomonella (apple maggot), 612 nucleotides long. RefSeq lists its product as uncharacterized. The coding region runs from base 1 to 612 and encodes 203 amino acids. NCBI's taxonomy places the organism in Eukaryota, Metazoa, Arthropoda, Insecta, Diptera, Tephritidae. The record is from RefSeq and is a predicted model, not a curated record. The transcript has a single exon.